CUCCGACCCAUUUCCCUCACGCACUCGAAACACGUUACUGAGUUUUGGUUUGGGAGCAAGGGCUGGCUGGCCUUUCUCAAAUUAGGGCAAAUAGCCAUAACGAAACUGAAUCAUUAAUAAUCUCUUGCUAUGGUUCUGCUUCAGAUUAGCCCUAAUAAGUUGUAGGUUUUACAUUUUCGCCUCUGCCUGGGCUCGUAUUUGUAGUCAAUUUUGUGUUCGAUUGGUCUCUGUUUAUACACAUGGUUGUAUGUCUGUCUAUACAUAGUGUUUCGCAUCUGUAUAAUUGACCUUUCAGAUCCCACGUAUUUGAAGUAUCCAUCUUUUGAAGAGGAUUUGCAAAAUUUGGAGUUUUUGGAUGCAGUUUGGAAAUAUUGGGAUUUGGGUCGGUGGAAGAUUCUGAUGAAAUAUGGAAUUUGAAAGAAGUGCCACUGGUUUUAAAUUGGGAUGCUGGUUUACAUGAAUGACACAAAUGGCUGGCCAAGGUUUUUCUGCUGUAUCCGAUGCUCAUGCAAUUGUUGCAUUGACUAGCGACAUUGCUGAAAAUGCACUUACACCAGUCUCUAGCACGAAUGCAGUUGAUUCUUUGGCUAACCACACUCUAGCAAUUGGACAAGAGUUUCCAGAUGUUGAUACUUGUAGGAGGACGCUCAAGGAUAUAGCUAUAGCUUUGCAUUUUGAGCUUCGGAUAGUGAAAUCUGAUAGGAGUAGAUUUAUAGCUAAAUGUUCUAAAGAAGGCUGCCCAUGGCGAGUCCAUGUUGCGAAAUGCCCGGGAGUUCCCACAUUUACUAUUAGAACGCUACAUGGAGACCACACUUGUGAAGGUGUCCAGAGUCUUCAUCAUCAACAGGCAUCUGUUGGUUGGGUUGCACGAUCUGUGGAAGCACGUGUGAGGGAUAAUCCACGUUAUAAGCCCAAGGAAAUUUUGCAAGAUAUUCAAGAUAAACAUGGGGUUGUUGUAUCUUAUAUGCAGGCUUGGCGGGGGAAGGAGCGUAGCAUGGCUGCUUUACACGGAACUUACGAGGAAGGUUUUAAGCUUCUCCCUGCAUACUGUGAACAGAUUAAGAAGACAAAUCCAGGAAGCAUUUCAAAUGUGGUGGCCACAGGGCAGGAAAAUUCAUUUCAAAGAUUAUUUGUUUCAUAUGGUGCUGCAAUUUAUGGAUUCAUAAAAGCUUGCCGGCCGCUUCUAGAACUGGAUAGGGUUCAUCUCAAAGGGAAGUACCUAGGAACAAUGUUUUGUGCUGCUGCUGUUGAUGCUGAUGAUGCCCUGUUUCCAUUGGCAAUAGCUGUUGUUGAUGUUGAGAGCGAUGAGAACUGGAUGUGGUUCAUUUCAGAACUCCGGAAGCUUCUUGGAGUAAACACUGACAAUGUGCCCCAGCUAACGGUACUUUCUGAGAGAACAGAGGGUAUGGUGCAAGCAGUUGAAACUCAUUUUCCCACUGCGUUUCAUGGAUUUUGCUUGCGUUAUGUCAGUGAAAAUUUCCGUGAUACAUUUAGGAACUCAAAGUUGGUGAAUAUUUUCUGGAAUGCUGUUUAUGCCCUCACGACAGCUGAAUUUGAAAGUAAAAUCUCCGAGAUGGUGCAGAUAGACCGGGAUGUCUUACCUUGGUUUCACCAUUUCAAUCCGCAGCUAUGGGCUGUGGCAUACUUUGAAGGGGUACGGUAUGGUCAUUUCACAUUGACCGUUGCAGAACUGCUGUAUAAUUGGGCACUGGAGUGUCAUGAGCUUCCUAUUGUACAGAUGAUGGAGCAUAUACGCCACCAGUUAACAAUUUGGUUCAAUGAUCGCAGAAGUAUAGGCACUCAAUUAACCUCAAUUCUCGUUCCAUCUGCUGAGAAGCAGAUUGGGGAAGCUAUUGCUGAUGCUCGCUGCUACAAGGUACUACGCGCAAAUGAAGUUGAGUUUGAAAUUGUGUCAACAGAACGGACAAACAUUGUAGACAUAAGGACUCGAAUCUGCUCAUGUCGCCGCUGGCAAAUCUAUGGUCUGCCGUGUGCACAUGCUGCUGCUGCACUUAUAUCUUGUGGGCAAAAUGCUCAUUUGUUCGCAGACCCUUGCUUCACUGUUCACAGCUACCGCGAAACCUACUCACAGAUGAUAUACCCCAUACCUGACAAAAGCCUCUGGAAGGAAACAGGCGAAGGAACAGAGGAUGGAAGUACUAGAAUUGAUAUCACUAUCCGCCCCCCUAAAACUCGCAGGCCUCCCGGGAGGCCCAAAAAGAAGCUUCUCCGUAUAGAGAGUUUAAAACGGCCUAAAAGAAUUGUUCAAUGUGGUCGAUGCCAUAUGCUUGGGCAUUCUCAAAAGAAAUGCUCACUGCCAAUGUGACCAAUAUUAAGUUCUUGUAUGCUGCUUCUGUUGCCAUGAAGUUUUUCUCGUCGCUUGUGUAUUUUUGUUAGCUUCUUGAACAUUUUGGGUUAGAAUUCUUGACUGUAGAGGCAUAGUCCAAACUGCCCUCAUGUUGUUGUCUUUGUAUUUAUAGAAUUUGUACAAGUUAGUCGAAUUUUUAAACCUUUGCC
Messenger RNA from Andrographis paniculata, 2517 nucleotides. RefSeq lists its product as uncharacterized. Bases 461 to 2326 code for a protein of 621 amino acids. The transcript is spliced from 2 exons. The record is from RefSeq and is a predicted model, not a curated record. Gene Ontology annotation, molecular function: zinc ion binding. Lineage: Eukaryota; Viridiplantae; Streptophyta; Magnoliopsida; Lamiales; Acanthaceae.